Molecule: messenger RNA, 140 nt
Organism: Funneliformis mosseae
Lineage: Eukaryota; Fungi; Glomeromycota; Glomeromycetes; Glomerales; Glomeraceae
Source: the annotation of a GenBank genome assembly
UACACAUAAUUCAGGGCAGACGACUUAAUUUCGAUGAAGAAGAAACGGAAGAAUUUAAUGGGAUGACCGCACGAGAAAGAAGAAGAUUUAACGCCCAGCCAGACGACAAUUCAAAAAUUGCAUAUUUCGAGCAUUCGUAG